Messenger RNA from Cuscuta campestris, 1812 nucleotides. The record is from the annotation of a GenBank genome assembly. Lineage: Eukaryota; Viridiplantae; Streptophyta; Magnoliopsida; Solanales; Convolvulaceae.
UACUACCUCCGUCCCAGAGUAUUUGUCCACUUUCAUUUUUGCACACCAUCUAAUGCACUUCUUUAAUCCAUUUUAUCUUGUAAUUUGUAUAUUAAAAAAUUAUAGAAAUUAUAUAUUAAUAAUCUAUAUGUUAAGACAAAUCAAACAAGAUCACACAUGACUAUAUUUAGGCUUACACAUUGAGAGAAUUUGAUGAGUCAAAGUGCUUAGAUUAACAGUUUCAAAAGUCAAAAGUGGACAAAGAGAGUGGGACGGAGGGAGUAUAUGAUAAGAGUUAGUACUAGAGGAUUCUCACCUAUAUAAACACCCAUGUAUACAAUUAUUCAGUUGAGUUGGAUUACUAAAUCAACAUGGUAUCGGAGCACAAAGAUCCUAACCUCUCUCUUCCUUUCCUGCGCUAAUCACCGAAAAAAAAAUCGGCAGAGCCGAUCUCUCCACCGCCGAUCACGCCGUGCACAGCCAUGGCUUCUACCUCGUCUGAUCCUAUGGAUCGUCUUCCUACGGGUCUCAAGUUGUUUGUCCGGAAUCUCCAAUCCCUAACCCCGGUCAAGCUUGAUGACACCAAUUAUCCCUCUUGGUCGGCUACCGUCCGUGCAAAUCUCCUCGCUCAUCGUCUUCUCGGCUACGUGGAUGGGUCUGAGUCGUCUCCUCCGUCUUUUGUCCUUGAUGAAAAGGCUGCAGCACCCGGCAAGGAUCAACCGCCGGUCAUGAAACCAAAUCCGGCCUAUGAAUCCUGGAAUAUUAUUGAUGCUCAGAUUCGGGCCUGUCUCCUUGCUAUUGUCUCACCCACAGAGCGAUUACAUGGUGUUACAAAAGGGACCGAUUCGAUGCAAUCCUAUUUGGACACUGUUCUCACGAUUGUGUCGUCUCUCAAACUGGCUCAUGAAGAAAUUUCUGAACAAGAUGUUAUUCUCUGUGUUCUUCGUGGUCUACCGGCUGACUAUGCCUCCCUCAAGCAAAAUAUUCGCACCAAUAUUGCCACUGUCACGUUUAAUCAGGUCUCCUCUUGGUUGCUGUUCGAAGAAUUGAACUUAUCUUUUGAGAAGAAAUUAUCUCUGGGUGACUCCGGCUCUACUUCGUCCGUUGACAUUCAUAAUGCUCUUUUCACUAAUUCCGAACGAGGCAAUGGUAGAGGUCGUGGUCGAGGACCACCGCGAGGCCGAGGAGGGCCUUACCGCGGCAGUCAACCCGGCGGCAGAGGAGGACGGCAGCCGCAGUACCGUGACGACACCCGCGGCAGAGGAGGUGGCCGAGGGGUGUCCGUUACCUGCCAGUUGUGUGGGAAACCUAGCCAUGCGGUCUGGAAUUGUUGGCACCGCUACGACGAAUCAUACACUGGUCCACCGCAGGCAUAUUAUGCAAAUCAAUCCGCUGAGUCUGGUUCGAACUGGCACCUGGACACUGGCGCAAACACUCAUGUGACGUCUGAUCUAUCUCGACUGAAUUCUAUGUCACCAUAUCAUGGCACCAACUCCAUCACAACUGCGGGAGGUAACACAUAUCCUAUUGAUCAUACAGGCUCAGCUAGCCCACACAACGGGCAGUGGCAUCUCAAUCUCUUUUUAGCCGACUCAGCCCAAACCACAGAUGGGUAGCUCAUUUUUGCUAAACACACAUCCAAACAACCAGGAACAAUCAAACCCAGACCGGACCUGCUCCGAUACCAUGUAGAAAUUCCGGCGGGCCGAGAACAACGGAUAGAGUGUCGGGUAAAAUUAACCACUUGCAUAUAAAGUCGGGAUCCACAAUUCUAACCCAAAAGCUUAAGCUGAUAGGUAGGGCUUCACCCUUCAAUAUAUGCAAGUGAUACUC